UCUUACUGUUACAUUUUCAUUUCAGCCAAUUGACUCAUCACGUUAGUGACCUAGACGAAACAAAAAUCAAUCUAUUAACAGUUUUUGUGCAUAACACACUCACUCUAAGUAUAUCAGAUUAACUGAUGGAUUUAGAUUUCUCUUAUCUCUCUGUGGUGGAUAGCUCAAAUGAGACUCAACAAUCUAAUACAAAUUAUCUAGGAAGCUCAAUAAAUUCAAAUAAAGCUGAAUAUAAUAUGGAUGGAAAAAUUGAAACCACGUUGUGUGAAUUUUCCGGACAAUCAGACACACCUUUGAGUGUACCUAGUGUUUUUCCAAAUGUUCCUCUGCUUGCAUCAUGUCAGUUUAAUGACUUUUUUGGAACUUCCAGAGUAUUUGGUUUUGGUGAGUCAGUUCCUUACGAAGAUAUAAUGAAACCGACUCUUACUGUUGAACCAGGUUUCACUGUUGAACAUCAUUGCGAACAUUGGGGGAGUCAUAUAUGGAAAUUUUCGGUAACUAAUUGGAGAGUUAUAGAAGCAAUGGGUUGUCGACCUGUUGUUCAACGUAUAGCUAUUCUACAAAAAUAUAGAUCAAUGUACGGAAAGAAUUUACCUACCAAAUUUAUUUGUAAAUUAAUUGGAUGUUCUAAAGAUUGUCUGAUUGCGUUGUGCUAUACACCAGCAGAAUUUGAUGCAAUAGAACUUCAUAGAGCAAUGAGAGGAACUGAUACUGAUGAAGAUACAAUAAUUGAAAUUCUUUGUACAAGAACAAAUGAACAAAUCAGAAGAAUUAAGAAUGUUUAUCCAAAAUUAUUCUAUGGACGUGAUUUAGAAGAUGAUGUGAACGAUGAUACUGAACAUCCGUUUAAAUCAAUAUAUUUAGCUUUACUGAAAGCGAGUAGAGAUGAAUUCACAUUUAUAGAUGGAAAUCUUGUACGAAGAGAUGUGGAAGAACUACUUAGAGCAAUGAAACAAGACAUUAAAAUUGAUGAAUCAAAAUUCAUGCCUAUCUUGAUUACACGAUCCUAUGGUCACUUACGAGCUGUAUUCAAUGAAUAUUCGUUACAUAGUGAACGUGAUUUGGAAGAGGAAAUGCGUGGACAUGCAAUCGAUUGUAUACUGUCUAUUGUCCGUUGUAUACAAAAUAGACCAAGAUAUUUUGCUGAAAAAUUAGUCAAAGCUACGGAAUAUGCAGAAAAAGAUUAUGGAACAAUUAAUCGAAUUAUUGUCUCUCGUUGUGAAGUUGAUAUGGGACGAAUUAUGGAAGAAUUUCUUGAUUUAAAGGGCGAACCAUUAUAUAAGUGUAUAGAAGUACGUAUAAACAAUAUUUAA
Schistosoma mattheei is the source of this 1313-nucleotide messenger RNA. Lineage: Eukaryota; Metazoa; Platyhelminthes; Trematoda; Strigeidida; Schistosomatidae. The record is from the annotation of a GenBank genome assembly.